UGACUAUCCUCUUUUGCAGAUAUCCUUGUCCUUGCCUCGCUCACACUCUGUGGUCGACAUUGCUUGGGCGCGAAUAUAGUCGUCUCUGAGAUGCACUGGGAUUUCGGGGCUUGAAUCUGACUUGGUUUGACAUAGCGGAGCUUGAACGCUGUCGUGGCGGCACGGCAAACAAACGACGUGCCAUCUCUGGCUUUUGUCCCCAAGCGACUGGCGAUACUGAUUGACUAAUUAAACCAUCAAGCUGGGAACAAAGCACACCGUCAAAAAAACUCGGAAUCCCAUGGCCACUUCCCUUUGGUUACCUGGAGUUACUUUACCGCUGCUUAAGGCUCCUGAGAGGAAAGUCGCUGUCUCUUGAUGUUUAUUCAACCUCGCGACGAGCACAACCAAAGCCUUGCACUACUUCCAAGCAUUCAAGAGGCCAGCGUCAUUCGGUUUCAUAUUGACAGGUCACAGCCUGUACAGCAACACGUUCCCAGGAACGCUGGGUUCCGUCUCAAAUCCGGGUCCAUAAGCGGCAGUUCGCCUCCUGUCUCGAUCCAACUAUAAAGCGGGCCAGACCUCUCGCCACUUGACUCAUUCCCUUCCGCCCGUCCAUCAUCAUGGCGCUCGUUCCCCUCAUCCGACUCGUUGCUCUGUGUGCGUCGUGGCCUGAGUGCCAACCGUUUCUGCCUCAUAUUGAUACACUGUGCAGCUCUUGUCAGCGUGUUUGCUGUGA
Mycena citricolor is the source of this 718-nucleotide messenger RNA. NCBI's taxonomy places the organism in Eukaryota, Fungi, Basidiomycota, Agaricomycetes, Agaricales, Mycenaceae. The record is from the annotation of a GenBank genome assembly.